CGGGGCUUUGCCCGGCAGUGAGGACAGCCUCGCAGGCCCACUCUCUCCGCCCCCCGACCGCGCGUGAAUCCCAGCUCCAUUUCCCAGGCCGCUGCGCCCCUGCAGCCCUCGCCACCCCGCUCUCUCAGGCUCUUUGGGAUCCAAGCUUGUAGGCCUUUAAGGGGUCUAGUUGCCCUUUGCGGGGUCCUGGGACUUUGGUCCUAGACAGUGGGGAUCGGGAUGGCUUCUGUGCGGAUCCGAGAGGCCAAGGAGGGAGACUGUGGAGAUAUCCUGAGGCUGAUUCGGGAACUAGCCGAGUUCGAAAAACUCUUGGAUCAGGUGAAGAUCAGUGAAGAAGCCCUGAGAGCAGAUGGCUUUGGAGAGAAUCCUUUCUAUCACUGUUUGGUAGCAGAGAUUCUUCCAGCGCCCGGGGAGUCACUGGGACCCUGCGUGGUGGGCUAUGGGCUAUACUACUUCAUCUACAGCACAUGGAAGGGACGCACCAUUUAUCUGGAAGAUGUCUAUGUGAUGCCAGAAUAUCGGGGUCAAGGGAUUGGUUCCAAAAUAAUCAAAAAGGUGGCUGAGGUGGCCCUGGAUAAGAGCUGCUCCCAGUUCCGUCUGGCUGUCCUGAACUGGAACCAGAAGGCCAUAGACUUGUAUAAGGCCCUAGGAGCCCAAGAUCUGACAGAAGCUGAGGGCUGGCACUCCUUCCGCUUUGAAGAAGAGGCAAUGAGAAAGUUGGCAGGAAAAUGACGCCAUCCCUAGGGGGUGUCUCUUUUGAGUUUCUCCUUCCCCACCCCACCAGCUCAAGCACUCUUCAGAGACUAUUUCCACAGACACUGACGUUGAGGCCUCCCUGGAGGAAGGAGCGUUAGGGGUGCCUAUCCUCAAGUAGUGGAAUAGCAAAAUUGAAGGAGAGACCUUUCUUCCUUUUUGAGGGUGAAAAAUAAAUAAUAAUUACAUGUCCUGA
This is a messenger RNA of Callithrix jacchus (white-tufted-ear marmoset), 949 nucleotides long. RefSeq names its product spermidine/spermine N1-acetyltransferase family member 2 (gene SAT2). Lineage: Eukaryota; Metazoa; Chordata; Mammalia; Primates; Cebidae. The record is from RefSeq and is a predicted model, not a curated record. Gene Ontology annotation, molecular function: N-acetyltransferase activity.